Plasmodium berghei ANKA is the source of this 1338-nucleotide messenger RNA. Its product is annotated as thioredoxin-like associated protein 1, putative. The transcript has a single exon. NCBI's taxonomy places the organism in Eukaryota, Apicomplexa, Aconoidasida, Haemosporida, Plasmodiidae. The record is from RefSeq and is a predicted model, not a curated record. Bases 1 to 1338 code for a protein of 445 amino acids.
AUGUUCAAAUAUACAAAUAAUGAAAAAAAUGGAGAAAUUCCUCAAGGGUUAGAAAAUAGACAAGGGAAAAAACUUGUUGUUGAAAAUUGUGGUUUGUAUAUGGAUAAAAAUAAGAAUGCAGGGGUUGUGUGUAACAGAAUAACAGAAUUAAAUUUAAAUUCACGAAAAAAAAUUUCUUAUAUAAAAGGUGAUAGUUCACAAAUGAAAAAUAUUUUAAAUCAUGUUGAUCAUAAAGAAUUAGAAAUACAUUCAGCGAAAAGACUUUUAACUUCUUAUUCAACAUAUGAUAAUCAACAAAAAUAUUUUGAAACCAAACUUGUGCCUGACAUGCAAGGUAAAAUGAGUAUAUGUGUAGGAAGAAAAAGUGGAAGCGCAACAGUUAAUAUUAAUAUUGAUGAAUAUGAUUUAGAAAAAACAUAUCAUACAUGGAAAAAAAUUAUGGGAAAAUCUGCUCCACAUAAUAAAUCAAAUUUAGAAAAUGACAGAUUUUUAACAGUUUCAGAAGAUGCCGAAAGAAGUGAUAAAUUGCCCAUUGUAAAAAAUCGAAAUCCCCCACAUCCUAAUCCUGAUGGUCCUUUUGAAAAAGAACGAUUAAAUUUACCUAAACAAGCAAGAGAUAAUUUGGAUAGAACCCUAACACCGUUAUCAGAAUCUAAUCAACCAAAUGUUCGUGUAAAAAAAAAUAAUAAUAUAUACAAGGAUUCUUUUUUUUUAUUAAGACCAAAUGAAAAAAAUAUACCUGAUGAAAAUAAAGGGGUAAGAAGAACAAACUUUCCAUGGAUCAAUUCUAAUAGAAUAAAAAAUAUUUUGAAUUAUAAUUAUGAAGAAAAUGUUGAAAAAACAGCUAAAAUUAAUGACAAUAUGCACAAUAUAUGGUUAGAUAACCAGAAAAAUAAUUCCUAUUAUCCAGAUCAUAUACAACAUAAGUAUGAUAAUUUUGAUCAAAAUUGUCAAUUAAACUCAGAUCAUUAUCCAUAUAGAGAUGAAAAAUUUCAAAAAUAUUCCAAAAUAUAUAAUGCUAAUGAAACAUUACCUAAUAGUGAUGUCAAAUAUAAUAACAAAGAGUAUGAUAAUGUUCAUAACUAUGAUUUGAAUUUACAAAAAGAAAAUGUUUCCCAUUUUGGAUCCAAUGAUAAAACUAUAAAAAAUCAAAAUGAUUAUUACUACUUAGAAAAUAAAAACUGUUGUAAUCAUGACAAAAUCAAAAGUUAUAAUGUACCUAGUGAAUUAGACAAUACUUCUCAUGAAUAUAUAAAUAGUUAUCCGCACAUGGAUGCUGAAAAUUUUAAUGCGCCCGACAAAUCUUACAGAGCUCCAUCAAUGACAGAUAUCUCGUAA